AUCGAAGUGAUGCUCACCUUCCUGUGACUGGUUGUGUUACAUCACCUGCAUUCAUUUACUCUGUGAUUAAUAAAGUUUUGAUAAAAAUAAUUAUUUUCGAAUUACUCCAGUGUAAAAUCCUGUGCGCAAAGGAAUUUAUAUACCCUUCGUCUCUAAUAUCUUUUUGGGUGAGUCCCAAACAGAUAUAUACAGUAUGGAAGCCUCUUAUGAGACCUGAUCUCCCAUGUGAUAUGCGAAUAGACCAUAUGGCCCUUGGAUUGUGGGCUCGAUUGCGUCACUUGUGGCAGCAAAAGCACAAGCUCUCGAAAAAGAAUAAGGAGAGCAAACAUUACAUCCCGUUGCCAGUGAACAGUAGUUUAAUUUCUUUCUAUCCACAUGUUAACAUGCUGGUCAGUCGAAUUUAA
Heterobilharzia americana is the source of this 404-nucleotide messenger RNA. Lineage: Eukaryota; Metazoa; Platyhelminthes; Trematoda; Strigeidida; Schistosomatidae. The record is from the annotation of a GenBank genome assembly.